AUGUGGACAUAUAUUGUCGCCGCGUCACGCGGCGAAAAGCGCCAGACGGUGCACCGUGACUCGCCCAUACCAAGAAAUGAGCCCGUCUUUAGAUACACCGGGCCGUAUCCUGGUCCCUCCACCUCCUGCUUGAAGGUUCGGAAGACGUCCAGAUAUGAUACCAGGCAGACUUCCAGCCUGCCGUGCAGCCCUGGUCGCUUGACCAAACCACCACCAGACGUCCGUCUUGAAGAAGGGGAUUACGCCUUCCCUACUUUGGCGCAGGUGCGCAAGAAGAUGGCACCAGGAACAAGCUGCUGGCGCCGCUUCAGGAACAGGAUCUGCCGUGCUCUCGGCUUGCCAAUCAAGCGCGGACCGUCCAAACCGUCCGAUUGGUUCUUGGACAAAUUCUCUGCGCAGGAGUUCUACGAUAAUGACGAGCCUGAAGAGCCCCAGGGCUCCAAGUGGCUGUGCGGUUGGAAGGGUUUCUCUGUUGACCCGACUCAUACUGCGCAUUACCACUGGCUUGCAGUGGUGUCCCUCGCUGUCCUUUACAAUGUAGUUUUCGUGAUUGGACGUGCUGUCUUUUGGGAGCUUGAUAAAAGCUCCACUUCUUGGUUUGCCCUUGACUAUCUCUGCGACGCUAUUUAUGUUAUCGACACUGUAAUUCACAUGCAUGAAGGCUAUCUUGAACAAGGGAUCAUGGUGAAGGACUCCACUAUGCUACGUCGGAAUUACAUGAAGUCCGAUUGGUGGCCGUAUGAUUUCAUUUCUCUAAUUCCAACUGAUAUUACGUACUACUGGUGGCCUCCCGGCAACUGUGAUUAUGACCGUUUGCCGUGCCCUGUUAUUGUUCGACUCAAUCGCCUGUUUCGACUGCCCCGCAUGUGGGAGUGGUUCGAUCGUACAGAGACGGCGACAAGUUUCCCCAACGCGUUCAGGAUUUGCAAGGUCGUGAUGGCGAUACUGGUACUGAUCCACUGGAACGCUUGUCUCUUCUUCGCUAUCAGCUACGCCAUCGGAUUCGGUACAGACAAUUGGGUAUACAACAUAACAGGCACACGCAACGAAACUCUCGCGCAUCAAUACAUUUACAGCUUCUACUGGUCAACAUUAACCCUGACAACGAUCGGUGAAACUCCUCAGCCCGAAAUUGACGUUGAAUACAUUUUCGUCGUCCUCGACUUCCUCGCUGGAGUCUUGAUCUUUGCUACAAUCGUGGGUAACAUCGGAUCCAUGAUUUCCAACAUGAACGUGGCCCGAGUGGAAUUCCAAAACAAAAUGGACGGUGUCAAACAGUACAUGGCUUUCCGCAAAGUCAGCGGUGAACUGGAGGCACGGGUCAUUCGAUGGUUUGCUUACACUUGGGCCGAGAGCGGAGCAUUGGAUGAGGAACACGUCCUAUCAUCUCUCCCGGACAAGCUAAAGGCUGAAAUCGCGAUUCGAGUUCAUCUAGACACCCUACGGAAAGUGCAGAUAUUCAAAGAUUGCGAACCGGGGCUGCUAGAAGCACUUGUAUUAAAAUUAAAGCUUCAAGUUUUCAGUCCAGGCGAUUAUAUAUGCAGGAAGGGAGACGUUGGCAAAGAAAUGUAUAUCGUCAAACGCGGCAGGCUGCAAGUCGUCGCUGAUGAUGGCCAUACAGUAUUGGCAUCGCUUGGCGCGGGAUCCGUCUUCGGAGAAGUGAGCGUUCUUGACAUCGCUGGUAAUCGAACCGGUAAUAGACGUACAGCUAACGUGCGAGCUCUUGGCUACUCUGACCUAUUUUGCCUAGCGAAACGAGAUCUCUGGGAAGCACUAGCAGAUUACCCCGAAGCUAGAGCCACAUUGACAAAGCGUGGAUGUCAGUUAUUACGAAAGGAUGGAUUGUUAGAUGAAACUGUUUUUGAAAAUGCAAAGACAACUCAGCUGAGUUUAGAAGAGAAUGUUCGUAAAUUGGAAUCAACAGUUGAUCUUUUGAAUAAUCGCUUACAAGGAUUGUUAGCUGACGUAGGUCAAGAGCAAGCCAAGCUGAAACAGCGGAUAUGCAAAAUUGAGUCCAGGUUCAUAGAAUCAGAUGAAGAAUUUGAUUCAGACGAAACAACACCAGAACUCCAUAGAGACAUAAAAGUGUGCAGCUACAGUGACACACCGUCUUGUUCCACGCAAUAUAUGGACGCAAAUAAUCCAGUUCGUGAGCGAGGCCAUUCGCUUUGCGUCGACAGGACACCGGGUCUUCUUCAAAUCAUCCCGGAACCGCGGAGUAAAUCGUUAAGGCUAAAACGAAAAGACAUCCCAAAGUGA
Messenger RNA from Leptosia nina, 2259 nucleotides. The record is from the annotation of a GenBank genome assembly. NCBI's taxonomy places the organism in Eukaryota, Metazoa, Arthropoda, Insecta, Lepidoptera, Pieridae.